AUGGCGGAACCAGGAGUCAAACGCGAGCGUGAGGCAACUGACGAGGCGUUGCGCUCGUUCCAUGAGACUCCGAGCGAAGCGCAAAAGCCCCGCGAGGACGAGAAGGGCAAGCGCUGGACGCCUGACCAGGACGACGCGCUGCGCAAGGCAGUGGAAGAGUUCGGCCAGCGCAACUGGAAAGCCAUCGCCUCGCGCGUGGAUGGACGCAACCACGCGCAGUGUCUGCAGCGCUGGAACAAGGUGCUUAAGCCUGGGCUGGUAAAGGGCCACUGGUCAUUCGAAGAGGACAGCACGCUGGAGCAGAUGGUGUUGCAAGGCUGCCACUCAUGGGGCGAAGUGGCAGCUCACAUCCCCGGAAGAACAGCAAAACAAUGUCGCGAGCGAUGGAGAAACCACUUGGACCCGAGCAUCAACAAAUCACCAUUUACGCCUGAAGAAGACACAAUUAUCCAGGAAGGGUUUGAGAAAAUGGGCAAUCGAUGGACACAAAUUGCAGAAUUGUUGCCAGGACGCACGGAAGACGCGGUGAAGUUGAGAUGGAAAGCGUUGAACCCGAACCAAAAGGUCAAGGCCAAGCCUGGUCGUCCGAAACUUAUGCCAGGAAUGACAGUGAACAAGCAACGCUCGAUGGCUCCUCCGACACCUGAUGAUGUUGCAGCAACGUUGAUGAAUGGACCAAUCACAAUGCCCGAGUUGCCAACCUACGGCAAUGGGUACCCCGACCCAAUGCCUUACCACGACAACAGUGUACCCAUUACACCAAUGCCAAUGCCACCUCUGCAUCCACCGCAAAUGGGAAUGCCUCACUCGGAAGACCCUCUCCCCACAACACAAGUACCAAUGCCAACCCAGUACCCAGAACCUAUCGUAGAGCCAUUGAGCGAUGAAGUGAAGGCCGAGGAUGAGAUGAACGACGCUGCGAUCCUCAAAGAACUGCUGCGUAGCCAUUCGAACAGCUUAUUGAGCUUUGGCAGCGCACGCGGCUUGACCUCAUUCACAGACAUGUCGCCUGAAGACUUGCUGGCAAGUGGCGAACUGGACGAAAUGUUCCGUGCCACAGUGUCAAUAUCCAAGGAACGAGGCGAGAGAGGGCGACUCUCAAGUGCCAGCAGUAUGAUGGACAGUUUAACCAGUUCAUUCAAAAACCCAGAGUCGUUGCAGAAGGCGGUGCAGAACUUGGAUCACGAAGACAAACAUCUGUUCCAGGGACUUAUUGACAGUUGGCGAGCACAAAAGUCGACUGGGGGCGAUGCAAAUAUCCAGGACGACCAUAUUGCCAGUUUGCCAGUGGAGACGAACGCGUACUCGCAACACAGCUUUGAGACGAGCAGCGGACGCAAUUUGACACACUCGCUGGAUUUUCAGGAGACCAGAUCGAUGCCCAGACGAAACUCGAACGGGAUCUCGUACGAACUCAGCAACAUCUCGAAUGAUAUUGACGACCUGUUGGACUCGGAUCUCAUGCGCCCGAUUCGCAAGGGCAAGAUGUAUUAG
Messenger RNA from Phytophthora nicotianae INRA-310, 1494 nucleotides. RefSeq lists its product as hypothetical. Bases 1 to 1494 code for a protein of 497 amino acids. The transcript is spliced from 5 exons. The record is from RefSeq and is a predicted model, not a curated record. Lineage: Eukaryota; Oomycota; Peronosporomycetes; Peronosporales; Peronosporaceae.